GAUUCUGAUAAUUUGAUAAAGAAUGCAUGUAUAAAAGACGAUUAUAUCCUAAACUAGUAUCGUUGAUCCAAAACCAGCCGAGCCAAAAAAUGAAACUGUUCAUCGCCCUCGCCGCCCUCGUGGCCGUGUCAGUCGCCGUGCCCUUCAAGCCGGCAGACAGUCUGGAUGCCGAGCUGGACGCCAUCGUCGCCGCCAUCCAGAGCCCCAACACCGACCCUGCCACCGCCGCCCUUCUGGAACAACAGCUCCACGAGAUCAUCGCCGCCCUCUCCCCCGAAAUCGUCGCCUCCCCCAUCCUCGUCGAAGAAGAGGCUCAAGGACCCCAAGUGCCCGAUGUCAUCCCCGAAAUCAUCAACAUCCCCGACUUGGGAGAACCCAGCCCCAUCGUGGUCCCUACCCCCGUCGCUCCCUCCAGCUCGGCCCUCGUUCAGAUCAUCGUGAACGUUAAGAACUCCGCUGAUGUCGGCGUCGCCCCUAUCGUGCCUGCCCCCAUCGUGGUUUCUCCCAUCGAGGCUUCCCCCAUCCAGGUUGUGGAGGAAUCCUUCGACAACAACCCCAUCGAGGCUUCCCCCAUCCAGAUCGUGGACGUCGCUCCCGUCCCUGCUGAGCCCGUGCUCAUCGCUGAACCUAUUGCCCCCAUUCCUGUUGUCAACAUCCCUGGCAUCGGAUACUAAACGACUUUAACUGGGCUGUAAAAGGAAUGAAUUAAGAACUUAGUCCACUGGAGUGACUGGAGGAGUCUGGAAACGUUACUCAACACCACAAAUCACAACUUCUUUAUUUUUAGUAAAUAUAUUUUAAUGAUUUUGUAAAUA
Messenger RNA from Ostrinia nubilalis (European corn borer), 815 nucleotides. RefSeq names its product calphotin-like. The record is from RefSeq and is a predicted model, not a curated record. The coding region runs from base 27 to 674 and encodes 215 amino acids. Lineage: Eukaryota; Metazoa; Arthropoda; Insecta; Lepidoptera; Crambidae. The transcript has 2 exons.